CAUUAUUAUUUUAAAAAUCUUCGGGUGUAUGUUGGUUUGAAAACUAAUUGCUUGGGUCUUAAUAGUUGAAUUAAAAUAUUUAAACUUUAUCCAGUGAAAUUGUUUCAGAACUAUUUGUUGUAUUAUUCAAGACAGCUACGAGAAGUUGAUACAUUAAAAAAAUAAAUUAAAAAUCUUUUACAGUAAUAAUUGUUUAAUACUUUUCUAAUAAAUGAAUGUGUUGUUUUAAGUAAUAUUCUGGACUUUUCUGUAUCUAUAAGUAAUGCAGGACUAAAUACGGUGAAUAAAAUAAAAUACAAAUGCAGGAUUCUAUAUGAACCCAGACUAAAGGGCACGUAAAAUAAGUUGGGUUUUAUUUUGUAAAGUCCAUUACAGGAAGUGUUUCCAAGUGGUCAUUUCUGACGGACACGUUUUCUAUUUUCCUUAUUUAUAUGCACAUUUACUGUAAUACUGGAGCAAUAACAGAUGUAGAMGUUUGUAAGAUACAGUAUUACAUUAGCCCAGAAUGAGGCAAAUUUUCUGAAGUCACUAACCUUUAGCGAGAACACAAAAGUCGCUUGGUUUUUAUUUUGAAAUAUCUGAUGCCGGAAGUAUGCCAACCAUUAAUUUACACAGCUUUUUUGAACCUUUACCAUUUCGAGAAAACUAAAUUUAAUGUAAAACCGUUUUAAUACUACACAUAAAGUAAGGAAACACUGAGUAUCGACGUAUUUGUGAGAAAGUUGCCUGAGCUGGUUUUUAUUUUGAAAUGUGUAUUUCCGGAAGUUGUGCAAAUCGCUCGUUUUGACGAUUUUUAUUUUUUUUCUCUCGUUUUGACGUUUAUCUUAUAUGUUUCAUUAUCUUCCGGUAAAUGUGUGAGUCGACGAUGAAGUCAGCUCCCCCAGGAGGGGCCUCGGUGAUGAUUAACGGAGUUAGUUACGGGUUGGUAACCGGACAGAGGAGCGGCGGGUGGAGAACAUGUCGCUGUGGCUGAUUUGGGUUUGUUUGGGGCAGAGUUCUGGUCUUCUGUCUCACGUUCAGAACUACGAGGUGGUCCGACCUCAGAGACAUCAGGAGAGACGGACCCGGAGCCUGCAGGUCAACCAGAUUUAUCCUGAUAAAGUUCAUUACAGCCUGACCAUCGAAGGGAGAACCCACAUCGUUCAUCUGGAAAAAAACAGGAAUCUUAUUGGGGAAAACUACACUGAAACAUUUUAUUCAGACGAUGGAAGAAGAGUGACAACGUCACCGACUGAGGAGAACUGUUUCUACCACGGACACGUGGAUGGCGAGGCGGACUCUUCGGUCAGCGUGGGGAUCUGUUCAGGCAUCAGCGGCUUCCUGAGAGUCCGACAGCAGCUGUACCUGAUCCAGCCUCUGGGACAGACGGACCAGGAGGACCAUGCUCUUUAUAAACGAGAACACCUGAAGACCARUGGCGGGUCCGGCUGUGGCUCCGCCUCCUCCGACACCACCUGUGACCAGACCCAGGACCAGAUCUCACAGCCAGCUGGUUUCAAGUCUACAUCAUGGAACGCAGAGCAGCUCUCCGGUCCUCAGAGGUUUGUGGAGCUGUUUGUGGUGGUGGACAACACCGAGUACAAAAAGUACGGAACACAGACGAACUCUCGUAUUCGUGGAGCCGUGAAUCACAUCGACAAUCUCUACCGGACUCUGAACGUCCGCAUCUUGCUGGUGGGUUUGGAGGUCUGGUCCUACAGAGAUUACAUCAGCGUGGACGCGACGGCCGAAACCACCCUGGACAACUUCCUGGCGUGGCGUAAAGCGGACCUCCUCCUCAGGACGAAGCACGACAACGCUCAGUUUGUGACAGGCACGACCUUUGAGAAGGAGACCGUGGGACUGGCCAACAAGUACGCCAUGUGCACCGAGAACUCAGGCGGAGUCAACCAGGACCACCAGGACGACCCGCUGGGCCUCGCCUCCACCAUGGCUCACGAGAUGGGGCACAACUUUGGGCUUUCCCAUGACGACGCAGGCUGCGUGUGCGGCCCAACGCACAGCAGCAUCUGUGUGAUGGCAGAAAAACUGCGACUCGGAGGUCAGGUGUUCCCAGAGUUUUUCAGCGGCUGCAGCGUGCGGCAGCUGUCUGAAUUCAUGGAGCGAGCCCUGCCCGACUGCCUGCACCGACCUGCCUCCGUCAGAACCUUGGCCGCGGAUCCCCGCUGCGGGAACGCCCUGCUGGACCCCGGAGAGGAGUGUGACUGCGGCUCAGACGAGGAAUGUAACAAUCCGUGUUGUGAUGCAGCAACGUGUCGCCUCACUGAAGGAUCUGAGUGUUCUGAGGGUCAGUGCUGCCAGAGCUGCCAGAUCAAAGCAUCGGGCAGCUUGUGCAGGAAGUCCUCCGGCGCCUGCGACCUGCCUGAGUACUGCAGUGGAGAAUCACCGGAGUGUCCGGAAGACAGCUUCCAGAUGAACGGAGAGCCCUGCUUCAACCAGGGGCCAGGCUUCUGCCACGAGGGCCGCUGCCCGACCCUCCAGCACCACUGCUGGAGACUGUUUGGAGACGGGGCCAAAGUUGGACCUGAUUUCUGUUUCAACCUGAACAAACGAGGAGAGGAAGGCGCCAACUGUGGGCGGGACAAGUCCGGCUUCAUCCCCUGCUCGGCGCCGGAUCAGAAGUGUGGAUCUUCGUUCUGCGUGGGAGGAGGCGAGYCCAUCACCGGGAAACUGGUAUUCUACCCUGUCCUCGGUAUCGAGUGCAAGCUGCCCGAGGAGAGCAACAGAACCAGGAACAUCGACAUGGUGCCCAACGGAACCAAAUGUGGACCCAACAAUGUUUGCCUYAACUACAAAUGCAUCGAUGUUUCAGUUUAUGGCAAAAAGGAAGAAUGUGCAAAAAAAUGCAACAAGAACGGAGUGUGUAACCACAGGAACCAGUGCCACUGUGAUCCAGGCUGGGCUCCUCCCAACUGUGAUACCAAAUAUGCAGAUUUACCUCCAGGUCAGAAUACGACCACGGCUGUGGCGUGUGCAGUUUCCUUCAGUCUCCUGGUGGUCGUCAUGCUGAUCGCAGGCCUGAUGUUCUGCAGGAGGAGGAACCACGUGGUCCACAGAAGGAAGGUGAAGUCAGCUCCCGGGAAACCGAACCCGAUCUUCAAAGACAGACCUGAGAUCAGUCAGCCGACCCUGGUGGAGUCCACGUCCACUCAGGCCUGCAGUCCCCUGGUUGUUGUUGUGACUCCCAGCACACCUGCUCUACUGAAACCUGCAGCAUCAGCAGCCUCUGAAACCCAACAGAACAAACCUGCAUCUCCUCUGAUCAAACCACAGAUUAAAGAAGCCAAACCGAGCCCUCCACCUGUACCUCCGGUCAAACCCAGCACUCCACAAGUCCAGAGAACCAAACCAAGUCCUCCACCUCCCCCGAUAAAACCUGGACUUCACCAACUCACCUGAAGUUCUUGUUCCAGUUCAGAACAUUUAUAUUUAUUUUAUUGAGCAGGUUCAACACUUUUCUGUUUUUAUUUUAGUCAGUUUUGUGUUUUAAACUUGAUCCAUCUGUGGCGUCUAACUUAACCAACAAACAUUAAACAGAGUCGGUUUCUGCUGGACCGGAUCGGUCCAAAAAGCUUCCUGACAAUCAGAGCCUGGACUCCAACCUGCAGCCAGCUGUUCGUUAGUUUACAUCUAAACUCCAGGUCCUAAGACAAGCCACAAAAAGAUUGCAACAUUUCAGAUAAAACAAACCAGGUUUUAAAUAUUUCGACGUGUGCAGACGUGAAAAAGGUUCGAGUCUGUAUCAAACUGAAACACGCCCGGCGGGUUCUGCAGCGACCCGACAGGAGGMCCCUGAAACUGGAGCAAGGACGUCCUUUUUAAGCUUUAAUUCGUUAAUAUUUCUGCAAAGUUUUGACACUUCAGACUAAUAAAAGCUGCAGACAAACUUUAGUCUGGACCAAAGGAAACCUGAGCUGCAUGCUGGAAACGUGGUCUGGAUCAGUUUUUAUUUUUUCAAACCUGGAAGAAGAAAAGCGAGUCCCAGAGAAGAAAAAGGUGCCAAAAUCAUUUAUUUAUUGGGCGGUAAACAUUCAUACAGUGAAAAAGACAGAUUCAGACCAGCAGAUGGAAACAAUAUUCAACGUAAAAUAAUCAAAAAGACUUAAAUACAAAAGAAAAGAUUGUUUUAGUCAUUGCACUUUAACUUCAUAAAUACAUCUGAACCUUAACUCAUCACAAAUAAUCUGAAUUCAUAUCAAAACCAGACUGUUUARACCUGCAUGAGUGAUGAGACGGUGCUAUUAUGGGAUGGAUGGAAGAAAACAGGUUUGGAACAAUGAAUCCAUUAAAAAAACAUCAAAUAUUUAAUUAAAUUUUCUAUACAAACUGUUUUUAUUAUUUUGACCAGAUUCUU
This is a messenger RNA of Austrofundulus limnaeus, 4354 nucleotides long. It is a transcript of the gene adam8b, whose product is annotated as ADAM metallopeptidase domain 8b. Lineage: Eukaryota; Metazoa; Chordata; Actinopteri; Cyprinodontiformes; Rivulidae. Gene Ontology annotation, molecular function: metalloendopeptidase activity; cell adhesion molecule binding. The record is from RefSeq and is a predicted model, not a curated record. Bases 958 to 3399 code for a protein of 813 amino acids. Gene Ontology annotation, biological process: proteolysis; positive regulation of membrane protein ectodomain proteolysis; inflammatory response. The transcript is spliced from 23 exons.